Molecule: messenger RNA, 576 nt
Organism: Rhagoletis zephyria (snowberry fruit fly)
Lineage: Eukaryota; Metazoa; Arthropoda; Insecta; Diptera; Tephritidae
Source: RefSeq, a predicted model, not a curated record
AUGUCGGACUCUGAAUCAGAUGAUGAUAUUCCCGCCGGCUGGGAACAGCGCGUUUCGGAUAACAGCGAUUUUGUGUACUACGUCAACCCUGACACCGAUCAAACGUCUCGCAGCGAUCCCCGUUUAGCUUAUGCCGUUGAAAUGUCAGAGGCUAAUGCACCAGCGCUGACAAACAGAUACAAAGAGCUGGGAUCUUCCAGCACUACCGACGAUGUACUUGGACCACUGGACUUGAGUGGAAAGUGUGCGAUUGUGACCGGUGCCAAUUGCGGUAUAGGCUUCGAAACGGCAAAAGCUUUCGCUUCUAGAGGUGCUCAUGUCAUUUUGGCGUGUCGCAACAACGACAGCGCCAAUCAAGCUAUCCAGGACAUUCUUUCCAUUUACAAUCAAGGUGCAGCGACAGUUGUGUUUUGCGCCGUUGCACCCGAAUUUGAGCGUCACGGAGGGCUCUACUUUAACAACUGCAAGGAAUGCACACCUUCUUCGUUGGCAAACAAUGAGCUUUUAGCGGCUAUGCUCUGGGAGCACAGCAAAAAGCUGAUUAAUAAUAUUGUUCCAAUUGAUAAAAACAUCUAA